Molecule: messenger RNA, 595 nt
Organism: Dufourea novaeangliae
Lineage: Eukaryota; Metazoa; Arthropoda; Insecta; Hymenoptera; Halictidae
Gene: Gnpnat
Product: probable glucosamine 6-phosphate N-acetyltransferase
Exons: 4
Coding region: 1-567 (188 amino acids)
Biological process (GO): UDP-N-acetylglucosamine biosynthetic process
Cellular component (GO): endoplasmic reticulum-Golgi intermediate compartment; endoplasmic reticulum; Golgi apparatus
Molecular function (GO): glucosamine 6-phosphate N-acetyltransferase activity; monosaccharide binding
Source: RefSeq, a predicted model, not a curated record
AUGUUUAUCCAGGGAUCGACUAUCGGGGAUGCAGAAACGGAAUUGUUUAACAUAAAUAUAUUGGAGCGAUUGUCAUUGUCAAAGAUCGAAGGUUUAUUAAUCAGACCUUUAAAGUCUGGUGAUUACGAUAGAGGUUUUCUUCAACUGUUAACUCAACUGACUGAAGUUGGAAAUGUUAAUAGAGAACAAUUCCUGAAUCGUUUUCAUAUGAUGAGAACCACUGGUAGCUACUAUAUUAUUGUGGUAGAAGAUGUGAGCAUUGGAAAGAUUAUAGCAAGUGCUACAUUAGUCGCAGAACAAAAGUUUAUUCAUAAUUGUGCCAUGAGGGGACGUUUAGAAGAUGUGGUGGUAAAUAACAAAUAUAGGGGUAAACAUCUGGGCAAAUUAGUAGUAAAUAUAGUAUUGCAACUAGCACGUUACUUGCACUGUUACAAAUUAUCAUUAGAUUGUAAAGACCAUCUGAUACCAUUUUAUGAAAGUCUAGGUUUCAAACGUGAACCUAGCAAUGCUAAUUAUCUCAAUAUCAGAUUUCCUAAUGAAAACACUACAGAGCAAUCUCAUUUAUGACAAUAAACAAUGUUUUAACAAUUUUACA